GGAAAUCAGGGCCGCAAAAAAGCUAUGCAAGCGCGAUAUGUUUCAAACAGCUCAGAGGUGGGAGACGAGAGGGGAAGUUGGAGCAGUUCUUCAGCUGGAGGUCUGGCAGCCGUUGCUACUCCUACUCCCGAAUUACCAUCACGAUUCCGUUUUCACCAUCACUAUCACCACCAUAGCAAGGCGGGGCAUUCACCGAUUCCGCCAUCAUUACCCUUGCAAUCGCCACUGACAAUAUCUCCAUCCAAGUAUCACCAUCACCAUCACUACUUUAGGUCUCCAGAGUGGCACAAUCACAACGAUGCUUUCACACAUCCGCAUUCGGUUCCACCAGAGAAUUACCGUCCUUUCCCAUGCAAGACCUUGGGAAUUGAAAGCUACGUAACGGAGAACCUGCUCCUGAGUGCUCACAUCGCGAAUUCCAAGGUCAAGUCGCAACAACUGACCGAGCUGCCACUCUUCCAACGCCGUUGCGCUCACGCUCUUGCCGACAUGAUUGUCUCUCCUCACACCAUUCUUCCAGCUCUCAUUGGUGUCUUUCUUCGUCCUGAUGGAACCAGAAGAAGCGCAUUUAACAAGCAACUUUCAGUUUACCUGAAGGCCGCCUACCGUCGCACAGCAAAGAAGCCGAGGGGCCUGCAAAGCAAAUCAGACAUUCCGGCCACUCUUCUACCGACCAUCCUUGCGUUGCUGUUCAGCUAUAUUUGUGGUCUUAUCUUUGGGUGGCAACUUGGCCUUACAAUUGGUCUCACCUCCGUCACGCUUUACCUUACCUUCCUAUGUGUAGUGCUUUAUGGAGGACUUGUUAGGCGUUGGAGGCUGGCACAGAGCGUCGCCGAGACUCUGCUGCGUUACGCCAGGUCCUGGCGUCUUCUCGUGGACAUCCUCUUCUACAGACCACCAGAGCAGAUCCUCGUUCCCACCAAUGUCCGUCUCAAGUUAGGAGCGUCCGAAACCCCAUGGGAAGCUGUAAUACGGCUUUCAGAGAAGGUGUGGGAGGCAGCUUCAUCGAAAUAUUCAGCGACGGCUGUUUACCUGCAAUACGCCAACGAGGACGCGUCUUGUCAAGGCAAGCGACGAUGUCGCAAAGCAUGUUGCGUUCCUGCGUUGGGCUGCUUUAUCCUGUGGAUUCUGUCUCUCCUUACGUGGUCAACUGUCCUCCGAGUGUACAUGAACUCUGGAGAGAGUGCAGACCAGUACAGGCAUGGUUCGAAGAUUGCUUUCAUCGUCUCGGGUGCAGUGGCACUUCUCAGUCUUCUCACCCUGUUGGCGGCUUCACUAAAGUCUGUCCGACGUCUCACCAGGAUUCACCAACGCUUCCGUUCGCUUAUAAAGCAAAGAAAUCAACUCCUACGUUGCACUCCGGACUCUAAGGAGGCUAAAAUCGUUUCCUGUCAUCAGAAUACUGCAGCCGCCUUUACUAAUUCAGCAUCACUGAAACUGACUCAAACUGGGCACAGCCGAGCUCGCCUCUACUUUGAAUAA
Messenger RNA from Hydatigera taeniaeformis, 1482 nucleotides. The record is from the annotation of a GenBank genome assembly. NCBI's taxonomy places the organism in Eukaryota, Metazoa, Platyhelminthes, Cestoda, Cyclophyllidea, Taeniidae.